UCAGAGGCACAGAGCGGAGGCACGCGCUGUGUGGCGUCUUAGCCGGCCCCUCGCUCUCCUUCCUGCGUCUCCCUGGCGCUCCGGGAGAGGGCCGAGCCCCAGUUCGCGGCUGGCGCUGCUAGGUGGCUGGCUGCUCCCAGCAGCCGGGCAGGGAAGCUCCGUGGCGCCGCUCACCCCCGCUCGCACGUAGAGCGGAGCGGAGCGGAGCGGAGCGGGUCGGGCGAGGACGGGGGGCGGAUUCACACACACACGCAGCAGCGGCGGCCGGUGCAGUUUCAGGCGCUCUGGCCAUCUAGGGCGCACAUCUUCCAUCUCCCUCCUCCUCCAGCGGCUGCUCUGGCGGUGCCUCCCCCUCGCCAAGCCUCCAUCUCCGGCCGGGGCUUGCCCCCCCCCCUCCUCACCGCCCCCCACAUAGCGCACGUUGCUGGGCUCGGGAGCGCAGCCCGAGGCGGGCAGAGCGCGGCUGCCCCAGCGCCGGAGCGGGGAGCGCGGAGAGCCCUGGCCCGCCAGCGCGCACCCAUGCGCUAGGGGAGCGGAGCGCACAGCGGGGAGGCAGGCGACGGCACCGGCUGCGGAGGAGGAUGCGGGGCUCGGGCGCCCGGGCAGGGGCAGCGGGGCUCGGCUGCAGCGGCGGCGGCUCCCCGGCUCCCCUCUGGACGUGUCUCCUGCUGUGCGGGGCGCUGCGGAGCCUGCUGGCCAGCCCCAGCAACGAAGUGAAUUUACUGGACUCCCGCACAGUCAUGGGGGAUCUGGGAUGGAUAGCCUACCCGAAAAAUGGGUGGGAAGAAAUUGGUGAGGUGGAUGAAAAUUAUGCACCAAUACACACAUAUCAAGUGUGCAAAGUAAUGGAACAGAAUCAGAACAACUGGCUUCUGACUAGUUGGAUCUCCAAUGAAGGAGCCUCCCGGAUCUUCAUCGAACUCAAGUUCACUCUGAGGGACUGUAACAGUCUUCCAGGAGGACUCGGGACUUGCAAAGAGACUUUCAAUGUGUAUUACUUUGAAUCAGAUGAUGAAGAUGGAAGGAACGUCAAAGAAAACCAGUACAUCAAGAUUGACACCAUUGCCGCCGAUGAGAGCUUCACUGAGCUAGACCUUGGAGACCGGGUCAUGAAGCUGAACACUGAGGUCAGAGAUGUUGGGCCUCUGACCAAAAAGGGAUUUUACUUGGCUUUCCAGGAUGUAGGUGCCUGCAUCGCCCUGGUUUCCGUGAGGGUGUAUUACAAAAAGUGCCCUUCCAUUAUCCGUAACCUGGCCCUCUUUCCUGACACCAUCACUGGGGCAGAUUCCUCCCAGCUGCUGGAAGUGUCAGGCUCGUGUGUGAACCACUCUGUGACUGAUGAGCCUCCAAAGAUGCAUUGCAGUGCCGAAGGGGAAUGGCUGGUGCCCAUUGGAAAAUGCAUGUGUAAGGCAGGGUACGAGGAGAAGAACAGCACCUGUCACGUCUGCAGACCUGGAUUCUUCAAGGCCUCUCCCCAGAGCCCAUCCUGCAGUAAGUGCCCCCCUCACAGCUACACACACGAGGAAGCAUCCACCUCCUGUCUGUGUGAAGAACACUAUUUCAGAAGGGAAUCGGACCCACCUACAAUGGCCUGUACAAGACCCCCCUCUGCUCCUCGGAAUGCCAUCUCAAAUGUUAACGAGACUAGUGUCUUCCUGGAAUGGAUUCCCCCGGCUGACACUGGUGGAAGGAAAGAUGUGUCUUAUUAUAUUGCAUGCAAGAAGUGCAGCUCCCACUCGGGGCUGUGUGAGGCGUGUGGCAGUCAUGUCAGGUACCUCCCCCAGCAAAUCGGCCUGAAAAACACCUCUGUCAUGAUGGUGGACCUGCUUGCUCAUACAAACUAUACCUUUGAAAUUGAGGCAGUGAACGGAGUGUCCGACCAGAGCCCUGCAGCACGGCAGUAUGUGUCUGUAAAUGUAACCACAAAUCAGGCAGCACCUUCUCCAAUCAGUAUUGUGAAAAAAGGAAAGAUAGCUAAAAAUAGCAUCUCCCUUUCCUGGCAGGAGCCCGAUCGACCCAAUGGUAUCAUCCUGGAAUAUGAAAUCAAAUAUUUUGAAAAGGAUCAAGAGACCAGCUACACCAUCAUCAAAUCGAAAGAGACGAAGAUCACAGCGGAUGGCUUGAAACCAGCGUCGACAUAUAUCUUCCAAAUCCGAGCGCGCACAGCAGCAGGGUAUGGUGGCUUCAGUCGAAGAUUCGAGUUUGAAACCAGCCCAGUGUCAGUAGCUGCAUCCAGUGAUCAGAGCCAGAUUCCUAUAAUCGCUGUGUCAGUAACAGUGGGAGUUAUCCUGUUGGCGGUUGUUAUUGGUUUCCUUCUCAGUGGAAGUUCCUGCGAUCAUGGCUGUGGGUGGGCUUCUUCCCUGCGUGCUGUUGCGUAUCCAAGCCUAAUAUGGCGAUGUGGAUACAGCAAAGCUAAACAAGAUCCAGAAGAAGAAAAGAUGCACUUUCAUAAUGGCCAUAUUAAAUUGCCAGGAGUAAGGACUUAUAUUGACCCACAUACCUAUGAAGACCCCAAUCAAGCCGUCCAUGAAUUUGCCAAGGAAAUUGAAGCUUCCUGCAUAACAAUUGAAAGAGUUAUCGGAGCUGGUGAAUUUGGGGAAGUUUGUAGUGGGCGUCUGAAACUGCCUGGAAAACGCGAGUUUCCAGUGGCCAUAAAAACCCUCAAAGUGGGCUACACUGAAAAACAAAGACGAGAUUUCCUGGGGGAAGCAAGCAUCAUGGGACAGUUUGACCAUCCCAACAUCAUUCACUUGGAAGGUGUUGUCACAAAAAGUAAGCCAGUAAUGAUAGUGACAGAGUACAUGGAGAAUGGCUCUCUUGACACAUUUUUAAAGAAGAACGACGGGCAGUUCACUGUCAUUCAGCUGGUUGGGAUGCUGAGGGGCAUCGCAUCAGGGAUGAAGUACCUAUCAGACAUGGGUUACGUACAUAGAGACCUUGCUGCCAGAAACAUCCUCAUCAACAGCAAUUUAGUGUGCAAAGUGUCUGACUUUGGGCUGUCCAGAGUCCUAGAAGAUGACCCUGAAGCAGCAUACACAACAAGGGGAGGGAAGAUCCCGAUCAGAUGGACAGCCCCAGAAGCCAUCGCCUUCCGCAAAUUCACCUCGGCCAGUGACGUCUGGAGCUAUGGGAUAGUGAUGUGGGAAGUAGUGUCUUAUGGAGAGAGACCCUACUGGGAGAUGACCAAUCAAGAUGUGAUAAAAGCUGUGGAGGAGGGCUAUCGUUUGCCAAGUCCCAUGGACUGCCCGGCUGCUCUUUACCAGCUAAUGCUCGACUGCUGGCAGAAAGAUCGGAACAGCAGGCCCAAGUUUGACGAAAUUGUCAGCAUGUUGGACAAGCUCAUCCGUAACCCGAGCAGCUUGAAGACACUGGUUAAUGCAUCGAACAGAGUGUCAAAUUUAUUAGUGGAGCAUAGCCCCCUGGCAAGUGGCGCCUACAGAUCAGUAGGUGAAUGGCUGGAAGCCAUCAAAAUGGGACGGUACACAGAGAUCUUCAUGGAAAAUGGAUACAGUUCAAUGGAGGCCGUGGCUCAGGUGACCUUGGAGGAUUUGAGGCGGCUUGGAGUGACACUUGUUGGUCACCAGAAGAAGAUAAUGAGCAGCCUUCAAGAGAUGAAGGUCCAGUUGGUGAAUGGGAUGGUGCCGUUGUAACUUGGUUUUAAAGUCACUUUCUCAAGUGAUCGACCCUGCACUUUGUAAACUAGCCCUGAGAUUUAUUAUAACAAAAAGAACAAAAAAAGGGAAAGUCGGUUAUUUCUAUAACUGAAGGACAUUGGCCUCUGCCACAUAAUUUAUAAUCAGUGUUUGACUAAAAAAUUUCCUUUCCUUCCUAUUUGUGUCUUCAUAUUCAUGAAGUAAAUGUAACAUGCAUGGAAAUGGAUCUACUGUACAUGAGGUUAACCAUUUUCUUAUGCUUCAGCAACAACAAGAAAAAGCCUUCCCACCACACUUUGUCUGUACAUGGAAUAUAUAGAGAGCACCUUUAUAUACUGAAUUAUGGCAGCACACGUUAAUACUUCCAAGGACUUAACUUGAAUGGAAAAGUUUUGUAGCCAUUCAUGGGCUAACAAAAGCUGCAGUUUCCUGAAGUUUACUUCAAGUCUUAAUUGUCUACAGAAGUGUAUUGAAGAGCAAUAUGAUUAGAUUAUUUCUUGAUAGAUAUUUUGUUUUGUAAAUUUAAAAAAUGCUGUUACACAGCGUUAAGUUAUAGAGACUAGUGUAGAAACAUGUUGCUUGUCCAGUGGCAAAUACAAUACAGGGUGUAUAUUUCCCCCCUCUGUGUUAUAAAGUUCCUUUUAAUUUGCUCUUCUGUGAGAUGAAUACAUGAUUAAUAUGUAUAUACUGUACAGUUUGCUACACAUCCAGGUACAAGAAUUUUUGGUUAGACUUGGUUUUGGUUGUUUUGUGCUACCACUUUGCUUAUAUUUUUGCUGCUGUUUGGUUCAAACAACAUAUACAAACAAAGCUUUCAGGAGUUUUAAUUACAUAUGUGAGGUAACAAGAGUGCAUUUCAAUAAAAGCUGUUUCUCCCUCUGUUUCUACCUGAGCUCUGGAUAUUACGGGGCAGAUUUCAAAAGCAUAAAUGGGAGUUAGCCAUCCAACUCACAUUGGCUUUCAGUGGCAGUUGGGUACCUAACUUCUUCUGGACCUUUGAAAGUCUCCCCCUAAAAUAUCCAGCAUGGCUCAGCACCCCUGUGUACUGUGACCAGUCUGCUGCAAAUGGAUUUAAUCUCAGGGACCCAUGUGCUUCCAAGCCAGCUGGGUCUGGGUAGAGACUAGUCACUGUUUUUAGCUCUGGAUCUAGAGGGCACACUCCCAGGCUCAGACCUCUUGUUUUGAGCCCUAAUUGGCUUGUCAGUCCACCACCCUGGACAAUAAAACCAGUGCCUCUGACCUCCCGAGCCACUCAGUUGCUUACACACGCUAGCCCAGAGCUCCACUGAGGCUGUGGGCUCUCUGGGGUACAGGUUAACUCCUUACAGGACAACACGCCAGGGAAGCAGGGAGCGCAGGCUUAGGCAAGGAAUCUCUUCACCACAGACACUUUACUCUUCAGAAGUGUGGUCUGUUCAUGUUUCAGGCUGGACAAAGUCCCUCCUGCCCUCUUUUUCCACCAAGCCUUCAGUUCUGUGGUGAUGGCCAGCCGCCCAACUCAGAGCAGCACCCCUUCUUAAGUGCAGUCUCUGUCUCCUUCACCCAGGUGCUCCUCUGGAAAGCUUAUCCCUUCCCUCCUUCAGGCCCCAGUGUAGAAAAAACAUCGUUCAAUUGAGUCAGCAGUUGGGAGACAAUCAAAGUGGAUGGCCCUAGACUGCCAUAUUGAUGCUUUCUCCUGAUGUCCCUUCAAUGAGAUGUCAAGCAGCUUUCCUAGGUAGGGUGUCUAUCUGCAACACAAUUCAAUAAGCUUACCUUGAUUAACGUUAGGCUUGUGUUCGGCACAUCAUACAAAAUGGAGUUUCUAACACAAGAUGGAGGUUACAAUUUGAUUCUUUGCAGAAUAUGAGAGAGCCAAGGGGGGUGAGGUAAUCUUUUAAUGGACCAACUUCAAUUUGUGGAAGAGACCAGCUUUCGAGCUACAUAAAGCCAGACCUGAAGAAGAGCUCUGGGUAACUCAAUAGCACGUCUCUCUCACCAACAGAAGUUGGUCCAUUAAAAGAUAUUACUUCACCCUCCUUGUUAGUUUGAUACAGACAUGUCCCACUCUGUCACAAAGCACACAGGAGCAGAAGGAGAAAUGUGCUGAAUUUGAUAAAUGCGGUGGAAUCCUAUAGUAAGGAUGUCAUUUGUUUGAACAACAUUGCUCUAGCCAGAACUCGCCUGUAACCAGUUUCUGUUUGCACAUAGUAAAGCACGGGUGCUGGGAUUUUCAAAAGAACCUAUGGGAAUUAGGCACCCAGCUCCCAUUGAAUUCCAUCUUGAAACAAUGAGGGACUUUGUAUUUUCUGUAUAGAUGGAAUUCUCCAAUUGUCCAUAAUAGGCCCCAUAGUUCAUUUUAAGAAAAAAGUCUCUGUUAAAGAUAGGGAUUGAAAGACUUGCUCAAAUGAUGGCAAAUAUUUUUCAUUAUUCUAGGGAAUAUUAGUUGUUUAUGUGGGUUGGAUAGCAUCUUGCAGCAUUCUUUCUUGAAGAUGGUAUCAACAUAUUCUGUUUUCCUUUCUCUUCUUCACCUCUGGAAUAAAAGAGCAUCUAAUCUGUUGCUUAAAUUAUUCAUUCCUCUCACUCAGAAGCAAGUAUCUGAAUACCACUUUAGUUGUUCUUAAACAUCUUUUCUUUUAUACUUCCUCAAACCCCAAAUACAAAUAGCAGCUUCUAAUAAAACAAAAUCUCUCACAAAGAAAGAUGGGGCUUGUGCUCCUAAAUCCCUUUAGUGCAUCUGCAAGUUUCCUGCAAACAUGUUUAGUAAAAGCAUAUACCUAAAAAACCAUCUUCCUUCUAGAACUGUUAGUUACUUCUCAGUGAGAUAUGGUACCUUUCCAAUUGGUGACAGGUCCAGGGGUGAACAGGUGUAGGAAGAAGUCAGAUGUAUCUGGAAAGGGAGUAAAGAAAUGCCUUCUUCCUACAUCUGUUCACCCCUGGGCCUGCCACCAAUUGGAAAGGUACCAAAUUCAUCCGCAAAUGUGAGAAAUGGAAAAAAGAGACAACUUAUACCAGAAGGGUGAGGUUUGACAAAUCUUGAUUGUGUGAUUUCUUGUCUUAUUGUUUUAUUUUUGUCAGCCACUGGGCCACAAAGAAAAAAAAAACCCAAAUCAAGACAUAACAAUUGCCGCACAAAAGGAGAUUUGUCAAAUAAUAAUAUUAUUAGAGUUGUCAGGGGAACCGUUGUGGGAUUCUCUGUGUCUUCCUGCCUGCACUGCUUUGUAAAAUAAUCCGUAGGAAGACAGACAGAACAACUUAUUUCUUCUGGAGGAAUUCUUCAAUUGCCACUUGCAUCAAUCAGCUGUACUUGGAGAGAUUUUUAUUAGCAACUUCCAGCUCUUAUCCUCUCCCUUUUCUGCCUGUUCUCUUCUGUCACUGGUUAACUGAUGGAGCGAAGUAGCACUCUGUGAAAAAUGCAAGGAGGAGUUUGGUUUUGUUCUUUUACUUUUAAAAUAAAAGUUCCGUUGGCCAUUUGUGUUUUUCAAAUGCAUAUACAGUGUGUUGGGGAUUUACUACAUGAAGGUGAGAAUUACCUUCUCAGAACAGUGUAAUCAGUUUCCAUUUGCUGGACCAGCCUUCAGAACAUCUUUAUGGUUAACUAGUAGAAAAGAGAAUGCCCGUAACCAGAUUGCAUUUGUAAAUAAUUUGGGCACUUUUUCUUAAUUAUUUAAAUACCUAUACAAACCUUUUUAGAUUUAAUGCAAGCAAGUACGUUGCUACAAAUCUGUUUAUAAUAGACUCUGUAUAUGAGUGGAAAAAAAACCAUGACCAAGAUUUUCGAAAACGGGGGGCCUAAAUCAGUGCCCUGAUUUUCCAAAGUGCAGCCAAGAUUCCUGUUGUAGCCAGAGAGGGAGCUGCUGGGUGCUCAGCAUAUUGGAAAAUCAAGCCGUUCAUUUAGUUAUCUAAAUAUGGAUUUUGGAUCCAAUCCUUAGGCACCCAGUUUUUAAGCUGGAAUUUUCAAAAGAGGCUAUGGGAUUUAGGUCCAGAUCCCCAAAGGUAUUUACGCUCCUAACUCCCAUUUGAUUUCAAUGGGAGUUAAGCAUCUAAAUAUCUUUGAGGAUCUGGGCCUACGCACCUAACUCCCUUAGGGCCCUCUGACAAUUGCAGUCUAAAAUCUUAGUCAAUGUAUCUUUAUUUUACCUUAGCAGAGUUGGGAUAUCAUUCAAAGCACAAGAAGAGAAAUUUUCUUUUGGAAGGUAUUUUUCGUUAUUAUGCAAGAAAGGGUAGCAAGUAAAAAUAAGUAGGUUAAAAUCAGGUAUUAGAAAUGGACUAUUGUAUAUAUUGUCAUGCAGUAGAAUUGGGUCACAAUGUUUUUCUGGUUUUGCUCUGUCUAAGCACAGAGGGGGAAAAAAGUGAAGUACUAUAGUUAGCUAUCCUUAUAGUGGUCUACCAGAAAUUAAAACCUGAAAGAAAAAUGCAAAUGUUACCUACAUUAAGAUGGUGAAGUUUGAUAAUCAGAAGUAAAUUGUUAGAUGUACUUAGAGUAUAUACCUAGGGUAAGUCAAAGAGGUUUGCUCUUCCAACUCAGUAGCCCAGAUGGUUACAUAGAUCACUUUUUUUUCAGUCCAUUUUGCUGCUAAUUGUAAGGGAAUAUUUCAAGGGGAACGGGAGAUAAGAACAUUCUUUUUCAUCUCUGAAGGAGGAAGUCUUUCGAAGCGCAGUUCUUGUUUAGAGUGACCUCCGUUUAUUCUGUGGAGAAGUUAUCUAAUCAUAAAAAAAAAGACUGAUGAAAAAAAGUCCACUGUAAACUUUAUUUAUUCCUUCUAUAUGUUAACAAAAAUAUGAUGACGGUGCAAAAGCUGUGUCUAUUCGGUGUUGAAUAUAAACAUGUAGAAGUCCCAGUGGUCAAGAUAUUGUGACUCCUAAGACUGCUGCAGUUUUGAAACUAGUCAUUAAGAAGUGUGUGAAAUACAUUGACAGCAGUCUGAGAGUAAGGUAUAGUUUCGAGUCCUUUAUUAUUAAGUCUUUCUAAACCCCUUAGUGCAAGUGGGUUAGGACUCGGAGUGCUUCUAUUAAACAAUGCCCCAAUUUGCAUUAGGUUUGAUUCCCUGCAUUGGAGUUUUAACUCAUAGAAGGCUUAGCAUUGCUGUAUUUAUUUCCUUUUAUUUUCAUUUUUCCUUUGAUGCUUUAUGCGCAUUUUGUUUGUGUACAUGUUUUUGUAGUGUAAGAUAUAAAAUUUUAUAUUUUUUCAUAAAAAUAAAAAUCUUUGAAUAACAGUGA
Molecule: messenger RNA, 8849 nt
Organism: Caretta caretta (loggerhead turtle)
Lineage: Eukaryota; Metazoa; Chordata; Testudines; Cheloniidae
Gene: EPHA5
Product: EPH receptor A5
Biological process (GO): ephrin receptor signaling pathway; protein phosphorylation; axon guidance
Cellular component (GO): plasma membrane; dendrite
Molecular function (GO): ATP binding; transmembrane-ephrin receptor activity; protein binding
Source: RefSeq, a predicted model, not a curated record